UUCAGCAAAACAAAAACCGAUUCCCAAAACCCUAAUCCCCAAAACCCAACAUCAAUGGCCGACGUCAAAGCCGUUGAUGAAGGAGGCGAAUUCCCCGAGAAACGCACGCUUGAUCCCCCAAAUUCCAUAAACAAAGCCCUAGACGAUUCGAGUAAGAGGCAGAAAAUUGAAGUUCCCACCAGCAAAAAUGGCUCCGUUCCACUCGUCGCUGAUGAUGCAGCGAAAUCGGAGGAGCAUGUAAAUGCCGUUGUUGCUGCUGCGGAGGAAGACGAGGAAGAUGAUGAAGACGAGGAAGACUAUACUGCCGAGCAAGACGAGGAUGCAGACGAGGAUGCAAACGGGGAAGCCAGCAGAAAAGGGAAGGGGAUCGUGGUGGACAGGAAAGGGAAGGGCAAAAUGAUUGAAGACUCCGACAACGAUGAUUCUGAUGGCCAUGUAGAUGAUGAUGACGACUCGAGUGAUGAUUCCGACAGUGAUUUCUCCGAUGGACUUGAUGAGAGUGAUCUGGAGGAUGACCCGCUUGCUGAGGUUGAUUUGGACAACAUUUUGCCGUCAAGGACUAGGCGGAGUCGAGCGCAACCUGGGGUCCGAUUUUCUAAUGAUCCUGGCAAGGGAAAAGAAGGUUGUUAUUGCAGCUCUUGUUUAAGGAAAACAUCUGAGAAUGUUGCCAUGGAAAAUUACACACCUAGGAGGCUAGGACUUCUGAGAUAAAUUGAGGACAGGGAUGGACUACAUUUUUGGAUUUAUUUCUACAAUUUAUACUUGAUGCAGCUUUCAAGUGGAAGGAUCCUGGUUGCUUUCUCUGCUUGGCGUCUAGGGCUUAGAUUCUUCAACGAUAUAAACUUAUUUUGGCUCUGAUUCAUGAUAUGAUCGUCAGUGCUUGGUGUUGAAAAAGGUUCUCAUCUUCUGCUUACGGCAGGAACUACUUGGCAUUAUUUGCUUUCUUUACCGAACAAGAUCGCUGUCGCCUUAGAAGCCAAUCUAGAACAAUGCAAGAGAGCCAUUGAAUAAGUAGUGUUUGACAUAACUUUGAAGUAUUUUCAAGUCUGCAAUGAUAAGGGAGAACAUGAAUUCCUAUGGUUUGGAGUGUUCCUUGACUUUGUGUUUGGUUCCCACUUCACCAACCAAUGUAUUUUGUUGCAGUGUCAGCACCAAAGGAACAAAGAGAUGCCCCACAACAUGAAGACUAGAUUCCUACAUCAUGGUUCAGAGAUUCUAGGGGGUUCCAUAUUUGUUGAUUUUCGAGGGAUUUGGUGUUAUACAAGGUAAGAUUUUUAGCAUUGUCAAAUUUUUUUGAGUGUUUUAUGGUGUGAAAUUCAAUUCUUGUUCGGUUACUGACUUCAAAUCUGGAACAAUAAAAGUUAACUAUUCUAUAAUUGGAAAUCUAAAUGCAAUUUGAAAUUCUUAAUCUAGAAUUUAUACUAGACAAUGAUUGAGUUAGGUUCAUACUCCUUCCGUUUUUAGAUUACUUAAAAUAUACUCCUAUUAAAAUGGCUCAAAGCCAAUGAAGUGCUUAAAGGUGUUUUAGAAAUGAGGGCCCUAUAUUUUUCAUAACCACAAAAAUGCAUUAGUUAUUAUGUCGAAAAUCUUAGAGUCGUGUAGAGUAAGACAAUUGUAGUAUAUUCACAACAUCUAGUUGAAUAUAGUAAAAGAAUAACUAUAGUGUUUAUAGGGAAAAUUAUCUACAUUUUGCAAAGUGGAUUCGAAUAUUCGAAAAUUAUCUACAUUUUGCUAAAAGAAUGAUAAAUAAAAUAUCAGAAACUGAAUGAAGAAUUAUAUUUUCAUGUAUUAAUAACAAAUAAUUACUGUGGUAAUAUUAUUUUAUUUAAUUAUUGUGGUAUUAUAUCAUAUUCUUUUCAUCUAAUAUCAUUUCGUGGUACAAUCAUAC
Salvia splendens (bonfire salvia) is the source of this 1888-nucleotide messenger RNA. RefSeq names its product nucleolin. The transcript has 6 exons. Lineage: Eukaryota; Viridiplantae; Streptophyta; Magnoliopsida; Lamiales; Lamiaceae. The coding region runs from base 55 to 711 and encodes 218 amino acids. The record is from RefSeq and is a predicted model, not a curated record.